Messenger RNA from Cryptomeria japonica (Japanese cedar), 2774 nucleotides. RefSeq lists its product as uncharacterized. The transcript is spliced from 8 exons. The record is from RefSeq and is a predicted model, not a curated record. The coding region runs from base 433 to 2337 and encodes 634 amino acids. NCBI's taxonomy places the organism in Eukaryota, Viridiplantae, Streptophyta, Pinopsida, Cupressales, Cupressaceae. Gene Ontology annotation, cellular component: mitochondrion. Gene Ontology annotation, molecular function: ATP hydrolysis activity; ATP binding; zinc ion binding. Gene Ontology annotation, biological process: mitochondrion organization.
AAAUAAAACACAAAAUAAAAUAAAAUAAAAUUACAGCGAAAAACCCGGCGUACUGAUCACCCGGUUCAAAAACCCUACGUUAAACCCUAAAAACCUAGAACCGUGUAGCGCAAGCAAGAAAGCUUCGAGCACCUUAAUUACUGCAGCCACAGCUUUUAUUUAUUUAUGCCAAAAUAAAAAUCACCAGAUGAAGAGUUUCCAGAGCUUUUGUCUCUGAAUUUCUCUCUUUUAAAUAAUUAUUGGUCUCGUGCGAAAAUGGGAACUGAUGGAAAUGGAGCUCCCGGUUCAAACACCCAUUGGAUGGGAAAGACUGUAUUUGUAAUAAAUGCUUGGACAAUGAAUUUACCGAGCUAAGGGUGAUCCGAACCCUUGUAUUUCUGCUACUGAAAAUAACAAAUUAACACUGAGGCACGCAAAAUUAUUUUCUAAGUUAUGGCGAAAUCAUAUGCGGCAGGGAUUGUGGCCGCAGUGGCUUCUGCGUCAAUGUUUGUGGAUAAGGCUUAUGCUGCUGAGAGUGGCUUCCAUUUUCCAUCAAUGUCUUCGUCAUUGCCUGCGUCUCCGUUUCCGUCUCCCUCUCCGCCACCUGCAGCUGCUCCUGCCGAGGCUCCAAAGGAAGAGAAAAAAGCGAGGAAUGACAAUCCAAGGACCACCGCAGCAGGGUUCGAUCCCGAGGCCCUCGAGAGAGGUGCAAAAGCUCUGCGUGAAAUCAACAACUCUUCUCAUGCCAAAAAGGUGUUUGAGACUCUGCGCAAACAAGAAGAAACCCGUCAGACAGAGAUGGCAGCCAGGAAGGCCGAAUAUCAAGCAUUACAAGCUCAGCAUGAAACCGAGCGGCAGCGGGUGAUUUAUGAAGAACAAAAGAAAUUAGCCCAACAACAAGCACAGACAAAGGCACAGAUGGCUCGUUAUGAGGAUGAGCUAGCUAGAAAGAGAAUGCAGGCUGAACAUGAAGCUCAAAGAAUGCGAAAUCAAGAGUUAGUAAAGAUGCAAGAAGAAUCAUCAAUGCGUCAAGAACAGGCCAGGCGUGCAACAGAAGAGCAAAUACAAGCACAGCGGCGUCAGACAGAAAAAGCACGUGCAGAUAUUGACAGAGAAACUAUCAGGGUUAAGGCAAUGGCUGAAGCAGAAGGAAGAGCUCAUGAAGCAAAACUAGCUGAGGAUGUAAAUAAAAGGAUGCUGUUAGAACGAGCAAAUGCUGAAAGAGAAAAAUGGCUUGCAGCGAUUAAUACAACUUUUGACCACAUAGGAGGGGGUUUGAAAGCAUUAUUGACAGAUCAGAAUAAAUUGGUUGUGGCUGUUGGUGGAGCAACAGCACUUGCAGCUGGAAUUUACACUACGAGAGAAGGUUCCAGGGUUAUUUGGAGCUAUAUUGAUAGAAUAUUGGGUCAGCCUUCAUUGAUACGAGAGUCGUCAAGAGGAAAGUAUCCAUGGUCAGGUUUUUUCUCUCGUGUCAAGAGUUCCUUUUCUAAAUCUCACAACUCAAUGGGAGAGAAGGAUCCUGGAAAAAGUGGAAAUGCUUUUGGUGAUGUUAUUCUUCAUCCUUCGUUGCAAAAGAGAAUUGAACAAAUUGCUUCUGCAACUGCAAACACUAAGACUCAUCAGGCUCCUUUCCGAAAUAUGCUUUUUUAUGGACCUCCAGGCACGGGCAAAACAAUGGCAGCAAGGGAACUUGCUCACAAAUCGGGUCUCGAAUAUGCAUUGAUGACUGGAGGAGAUGUAGCUCCAUUGGGUUCUCAGGCUGUUACUAAAAUUCAUCAACUCUUUGACUGGGCUACAAAAUCAAGGAAAGGGUUACUACUUUUCAUUGAUGAAGCAGAUGCUUUUCUAUGCGAACGCAAUAACACUCAUAUGAGUGAAGCUCAGCGGAGUGCUCUUAAUGCACUUUUAUAUCGUACUGGGGAUCAAUCCAGAGACAUAGUGCUUGCUCUUGCAACAAAUCGGCCAGGUGAUCUUGAUUCGGCUGUUACUGAUCGUGUUGACGAGGUUCUUGAGUUCCCUCUUCCAGGAGAAGAGGAACGGCUUAAGUUAUUAAAACUAUAUUUGGAGAAGUACAUUGCACAGGCAGGCAGUACUAGAACUAGAUGGGCAUCUUUCUUUAAGGGUAGGCAACAAAAGAUAGAGAUAAAGGGUAUAUCAGAAGAUGUUCUCCGUGAGGCUGCUGUCAAAACUGAAGGAUUCUCUGGCCGAGAAAUAGCGAAGAUGAUGGCCAGUGUGCAAGCUGCUGUCUAUGGUAGUUUUGAUUGUGUUCUUGAUGCCAACCUUUUUAGAGAAGUGGUGGAUUACAAGGUUGCAGAGCACCACCAACGAAAGAAGCUUGCUGCUGAAAGUAAAGCUUGACACUUCCUGAUAGGCAAAAUUUAACACGUAGAAUGAAUCUUAUUCCAAGUUGAGUGAGGGUACAGAGAUGGUUGAUAACAACUCAGCUCUUUCACCACUGCCCUUACAUUUUCAACAUUUGGUUCAAGAAUGUUGUUGCAGCGCUUAAAUCUUUUUUUUGGUGAAGAGGAGAAAAAUACAUUUAUUUAAAUCUGUUCUUCAAUUUAGAUGGUAAAGAGAUCUGGCAAAGAAUAUAGACGAUAGGAAAAUUCAUUAAGCUCAUUUUCCAUGUGGAGAGCAAUAUUUUUUCACAGGCCAUGAUAAUUCGAUUUGAUUGUAAAGAAUUUAAUGUGAGCAGUCGGGAGUUUUUAAAGCCCUAGAUCUACCUAUAUUUAUUUAAUUCUUCAAGGGCUGAGGUAAAUCUGAACUUUCAGCAUCUAAAAUUCUUUUUUUUAUUA